ACAGUCUUGAAGUCAGCAUGGACAUGAAUUUGUCAGCGCGUUGUGCUUUGGUUCUUUUUCUGUUGGCAUUUGUAGAUUUGAAAAUAGUCUCUGCUGCAGAAACGGAAGGCACAUCUACAGCAAAGCCUGGAGUGUGCCCUCGUAGACGAUGGGGCAUAGGGAUAUGUGCAGAGUUAUGUUCCAAUGACAGUGACUGCCCCAAUGAUGAAAAAUGCUGUCACAACGGAUGUGGGAAUGUCUGUAUUGUACCUAUCACAGCAAAGCCUGGAGUGUGCCCUCGUAGACCAUGGGGCAUAGGGACAUGUGCAGAGUUCUGUUCCAAUGACAGUGACUGCCCCAAUGAUGAAAAAUGCUGCCACAAUGGAUGUGGGCAUGACUGCAUUGCACCUUACACAGCAAAGCCUGGAGUGUGCCCUCGUAGACGAUGGGGCGUGGGGAUGUGUGUGGAGUUCUGUUCCAAUGACAGUGACUGCCCCAAUAAUGAAAAAUGCUGCCACAAUGGAUGUGGGCAUGACUGCAUUGCACCGACACAGCAGCUGACAGCCUUGAAGCCCGGUCGCUGUGUCCUGCCCAACGGGACCUACAUGUGUGCCGAGUACUGUUACAAAGAUGGCCAGUGCCCCGAGGAACAGAUGUGUUUCCGGAUAUGUUGA
Molecule: messenger RNA, 653 nt
Organism: Oncorhynchus kisutch (coho salmon)
Lineage: Eukaryota; Metazoa; Chordata; Actinopteri; Salmoniformes; Salmonidae
Product: WAP four-disulfide core domain protein 2-like
Exons: 6
Coding region: 18-653 (211 amino acids)
Biological process (GO): antibacterial humoral response; innate immune response
Cellular component (GO): extracellular region
Molecular function (GO): serine-type endopeptidase inhibitor activity
Source: RefSeq, a predicted model, not a curated record